Paramuricea clavata is the source of this 3255-nucleotide messenger RNA. Lineage: Eukaryota; Metazoa; Cnidaria; Anthozoa; Malacalcyonacea; Plexauridae. The record is from the annotation of a GenBank genome assembly.
AUGGCGGACAAGAAUGCUAAAGAAAAGUCGAGUUUUUCAGAGAAAAGGAGCAAACUCAGGUUAGAGACCAAGUUGUCAGAAAAACUACGGAUAUCAUUGCAGUCGUGCAAAGCGUGUGAGAAUGAGGAAAAGAUCGAAGGACUUAUCGUGUUCUAUAGGAAAAAUACUUUGAAGUGUCGAAUUUUAGAUGGUUUGUUGUAUAUUCUUAGACAGCUUUUGGCUUCUUACGAUGGCGGUAAAGCGUUUGGUUAUCUCCCAUAUAGUGAAGCUCAUGGGAUAUUUUGUGGCUUCAUGGAACGAGAAACUGAAGAUAAGGAAUUUAGAGAUCAUCUUCUGAAUGAGGAAUAUGGACUGUGUGUUUUUGUGACAACAGUGCUUAACACUCGAUACAUUAUUUUGCAAAAUGAGACUGUAGAUACUGGAAAAUUUCUUUUGGAACUUGAAUGCCUUCUAUCAAAGGAACAGGACAACUUUUCGAGGUUUGAUUUGAAUGCAGACUCACUAAAACGAGUUCUACAGUCUAUGGAUACAGAAUAUGACAAGACAGUUUUGAAGGCCAUGAUUUUCACUUCGGCGUCAAGGAAGAAAGUCUACGAGCUUGGUAUUAAACCAGAGAAUGCUGUAGGUUUCCUUAACAAAGUUGUCAAUGUAUCCACAGAAUGUGAACAAGCUAUUGAAGCAGCAGGGGAUAUUUUAGAACUGCAAGAUAAGGACAAAUUGACAUCCAUAAAUGAAAAAAUAGAAGUCAUUGAGCAAAGCUUGGGAAAAAAGGAAAGUUUGAUAUCUGAAAGGCGAAAGGCAGAUCUUAUUUCAGAAAAGUCAAGUCUAGAAGAGAGAAAAGAGUGGAUAGAGAACGAUCUGCAACAAGAUGACUCUAAGAGUGUUAGAAGAUAUAAUCAAAGAAAACGGAGAUUGGCAAGAACACUUGUUCAUAACAGCAGGGUGAAAAGACGCAAACUUGGUGCAGGGGCAAACAGGAGUUUGGACACCGAGGAUGAGGAAUUUAUUGCACGAUCUAUAGAGGAAACAUGCACCGCCCAUGGUAGGCGCCAUGAUACUGUACUCUAUAGCCAUCACCGUGUUAAGAAACGGCACUUUUUAUCAUUGGCCAACUAUAACCUUCAUCGCAGAGGUAAGAAACUGAUAAAAUCAGCUACAACUGUGCUUAACCGAGGUAGACCAAAGAACAUUAAUUCAAGGGCAGCAAAAGCACAUUGUGGAAAGUCACUUUUUUGUUCCAAAAAACCUCCCAAGACUGAAAGUGAAUCAGGUUUGGCAACUCAUCAUCAAAGAGCACAUAUACGCAAUUGCAAGCUUGACAUGUUCAAGAGAAGAAAUAAAACAAGAAGUCUCAUGAUUAGCUUUGAUGACAAAGCUUACAUCAGACCAGGAAGUGAUGUAGGAGCCCGUGAUGUCAAGAAGGGGGUGAUAUAUGAUGUUUCUGACCCUUCAAAAGAAAAACAACUUCCCCAACAUGAUUUUUCUGAAUCAAAGGUUUAUCAAACGCCAUCUUCCUUUCGGUUUAUCAAGGGGACAGUUGAAGACAUCAAAGAUGAGCAAAAGUUUGUUCACGAGGAAGAUCAAACUAUUGUCACUGUACGUCCUAAAGGGUAUAUCGGAAGUUCAGGAAGUGUUUGGGCAUCAGAUCAACUCCACAUUAAAUGGGAGGUUCCUCAGCUUUUCGAGCAAUCAGUGGAAUCAGCGUAUGUGUAUCCAUUGGCCUUACGGAAAUUUUGCCAUCGUGUGCAUGAUAUAUUGUUCUAUUUUCAAGAUUGCACCAUGAAAAACGAUGUCAUGUGUGUAACAGCUUCCCCAGGUUGCACGUUUAAAGCGUAUGAAAUGAAAAAGCUUCGUUGGUUGAAAAUGCAGCUAUCUGAAGCGGCAAGUUCAUUCCAAGAAGAAAAGGGAAAGCUCAUUAAUGCUAAAGACAUUGCAAUUGGAACGGAGCUCCUUGGUCAUAUCAAUGGAAUUCACGAAUUGAAUGACAAAGUUGAUGGGGACACCACAGAAAAUGCAAAUUGUCUUUGGGCACAUCUAGAGAAAGUUAAUGUCCUCUGCAAGACAGCAAUCACAUUCAUUGGAAGCCUACAAUUGCCACCACUUUGUGACUACAUUCUUCAAGCAACUGAUGCUGGACCAGGCGUUGGUGUUUCUAACGUAGAGGUGAAGUACAGAGACGUUGAGAUGUCAAGAAUUAAUGAAUGGAUGCACAUGAAUAGGAUUCACAGGGCGCCUCACGACUCAGGCCAAAAUGAGGCUGAGCGUUCCAACGCUGCCAUUGGUGAAGCUUUGGUUGACGGCAGAGCAUUAAAGUGGGAAUAUUUUAAGCCAGCGGAUAUCAUGAAUGAGGAAGAAUUUAAGAAACUCACUGUUGCUGAGAUCAAGAAGCUUGAGGCAGAAACGAUGGAGCGUAACGCGUGGAAGGUUUCAGAGGAGGUUGUGUCAAGAAUUGAUGGUGAGCCUGGUCCUGCAGGGGACUGCAUGAAAGCGUUUGUAACAAAAAAGAAUGACCAGCAGUUCUUUUUUAACACUGAAUACCUGCAUAAAUAUAAUGCUGGAAAAUCAGAAAAGAAGAAAGUUCAAGUCCCUGGGCACCACUACUUCAAAAAAAUCGAUAGCAUUAUUGCAACGUGCAUGAGUUCUGGAGAAAUGUUUCAUGAGUACUGUGUUGACCAGGCAGUGCCUCCAACUCCUCGUCCAGUUCCAGACAUCACCAAGCUCCCAAAGUUCCACUACUUACCUCUCGAAGAUACACCAAUAAGAAAGGAAAAUGGUAAUAGAAGGGAGGUAGAUGAUUUCCACCCUAGAGCACGCUUGAGAGCACUUCAUAAAGAGAAAGCAAUCAAUGUAGAGGAUGCUUUAAGUGUUAAAGCCUUCUGUAACAAAUACAUUGUCGAGGAGAACCUUGUAAAGUCAUACCUAGAGCAUCUAAACCAUCUAGAAAUGAUGAAUGACAAGAGGAAAACUGAAACGAGAGACAAAAACUUACAAGAAAACAACAUGUCUUGUGAAGAUUUUGACUGGCAGAAAAUGUUCAACGAGGGGACCUUGGCAAAACAGCGUGUUUGCAUACUUGACAAGUACAUUGAAAAGUAUAAUCUAUCUGCAGUGAGAAACAAGAAAAAAACAGAGAAAGUCAGUGCUAUCGUCCAUCAUUUACAAUAUGCUGUUUCUGCAAGUGAAAGUGGUGAAGACCUGGUUUUAGAAGAAAUAGGAGAGUCAAGUGAUCAGCAGUCAGGAUCAGAUACAAUUUGA